GGCAGUCCAGAAGACCCCCCCCCCACUCCAGCGGACUGGGGGGGAGGGGGUGGGGAGGGUCUUAGGCGGGUCUUGGAAGUGAAUGGGAAGAGUCUUGGCCGGGCACAGCAUUGUUUUGCACCAUUCCGACGCCAUAGCCAAGAUCUCGUUCAGGAUUGGAUUUCGGCCUUCACGUCGCUCUAUUCGGUGCGGUGGUGCGGAAGCUAUCUUGGCGCUGCGGACCUCGAGAUCUCGUAAUUGAAGUUGUAGCUGAGUGUCUGAGGUCGUCUGUAGUGGUUGCUGGUGUUCUGGUUUCUGUUGCGGUCUCAGGAAGGGCCGGUUUUGGUACGCCAAGCAGUGGAAGAUGAUUGAUUUAAGCUCAGAAGCAUCGCUUGAAAUGGUAUUUGGCAGGUCUUCCCUAGGGUUGGUGUAAGGAUCUGAUUUGCUGUUGCGCGGCGGAGGUCGGAAGCUGUGGCGGUUUUUUGGCGUUUCAGUAGGGCGGCAGUGCCUGCGGCUGGGAGUUGCAGCGAAGCCUCUAGGGUUCAGGGAUAAUUUUGUGUAUAUAUCUGGGUCCUGGAUCGUUCAAUACUUUUUUCUUCUUCUUCUUCUGAUUGCAGAUUGGUAGGCAGAUUGGAGAUUAAAUACUGCGGAGUUGUAAAACGUCUUGCUUCGGACAGGUUUUGAGGUUCUGCUUGAUUCCUUUUGGUGGAUCUGGGUUCGUAGUUCGCUUAUUCAUGUUUCAUUGUGGCAUACUACAUUGUGAGCAUAUGCCUAGUGAAACCAACCGACAGCUAAGUUAUAUUCCAUUUCUAGCAGCGCGAGGUCGUAAAGUUUCCAUUUCAUCUUAUCGUUCAUUUUUGUAAGGUGCCGCAUCGAUUGCAUUGUAGUUUUUGAAACAAUUCUCGUAUUAUCGGUAUCUCUGUUCGUCGACGGUGAAUAGAAUACACUUCUUGUGACCUAGAAGUUUUUCGACUCAUUCUUUUGAUGGAUUGAACACACUCUAUCACGAUUAAAUUGAUAGCUCCGUUGAGUCCGGUUUGUUCACGAAUCUGAACAGUGAUCAACCUGGGUAAUUUCGUGCGGAGGUUCGUAAAGGUAUUCAUAGAAUGAGAAGGCUCAGACAAGGUUGAGGAUCGAGAAGAGAUCAUCAUCGCGCCAGUGAUACUUUCGUGCAUGGGAGUAUGUCUCUGUUUCGCCGAUUCUUCUACAGGAGACCACCCGAUGGUCUCUUGGAGAUUACAGAACGCGUAUAUGUGUUCGAUUCGUGCUUCUCCACAGACGUAUUUGCGGAUGAAACAUAUAAUAUUUACAUGCGGCAGAUUGCUACCCAGCUGCAUGAGCAGUUCCCAGACUCUUCCUACCUUGUGUUUAACUUUAGGGAAGGGGAGAGAAAGAGUCACUUGACAGAGAUUCUCUCACAGUACGACAUGACAGUAAUGGAUUACCCUCGGCAGUAUGAGGGAUGCCCUGUUUUAUCCAUGGAAAUGAUCCAUCAUUUUCUUCGGUCAAGUGACAGCUGGCUGUCCCUUGAAGGCAGCCAGAACAUUAUUCUCAUGCACUGUGAAAGGGGAGGGUGGCCCUUACUUGCUUUUAUUCUUGCAUCGUUUCUCAUUUAUAGAAAGCUUCACACUGGGGAGAUGAAAACUUUAGAUAUGCUGCACAAAGAGGCGCCCAAGGGAUUAUUACCUUUACUCUCACCCCUCAAUCCUAUGCCCUCGCAGUUAAGAUACUUACAAUAUGUCUCUAGGCGGAAUAAUACUCCAGAAUGGCCACCUCAAGACAGGGCUCUUACAUUAGAUUGCCUCAUGUUUCGGGUAGUCCCAACAUUUGACUCAGAAGGAGGAUGUAGACCUCUCGUUCGUAUUUAUGGUCAGGAUCCGAGGCUGAAAGGGAAUCGCAUGACGAAAAUGCUCUUUUCACAAAAUAAGAAGAGAGUUCGACAAUAUCGCCAGGUUGACUGUGAAGUUGUCAAAGUGGACCUUCAAUGCCCAGUAAGAGGUGAUGUCGUGAUGGAAUGCAUAAACCUGGACUACGAAACAGAUCGAGAGGAAAUGAUGUUUCGAAUCAUGUUUAACACUGCCUUCAUUAGAUCAAACAUACUAAUCCUUACGCGUGACGACAUAGAUAUAAUGUGGAACGCGAAAGAACGAUAUCCAAAGGACUUCAGAGCUGAGGUGUUAUUCAAUGAGACAGAAGCUACUCCUUCGAAAAUGCCUCCUGUGAUAAUGCUGGGUGGGGAGGAAAAAGAGGUGCUACCCAUGGAAGCAUUUGCCAAAGUACAGGAGCUCUUUAGUAGUGGGGAUUGGGUGGAUGGUCAUGGAGAUGCUGCCCUCAGAUUUCUUCAGCAGAUGACACAGAAUGGUUUUCAAGACCUUGAAAAGUUGAUUCCUGGAGACGGAUUUGGUACCCCUGACUCCCGGUCCGCUCCAAAUUCCCCCAGGGGUGGCGGUGGAAGGAAACUGCAAUUUAACUUGACCCCACAACCAAACCGUUCAGGUUCGUUUGAUACAAACUUUCACAAACCUUCUUUGCUCUCCAGAACGCAUUCACCAUCAAUGGGAAGGAUAGAUGCGGUUCCUCCCAAACAAGAUUUUGUUGAACAGACAGCCAACUCAGUGCUUCUGAGUUCAUCUCGUGAUCGCCCUAGCGGUGCUGCACCCGUUGCAGCUCCCCCACCUCCUCCUCCUCCCCCUCCACCUACACCAUUUGGUGGCCGCCCAAGUAGUGGCAUAGCUGCCCCGCCUCCACCCCCACCCCCACCUCCAUUUGGAGGUCGUCCUGCUGGUGGUGCCCCUCCACCUCCACCCCCACCUCCAUUUGGAGGUCGUCCGGCUGGUGGUGCCCCUCCACCUCCACCCCCGCCUCCUUUCGGUGGUCGUUCUCACAGUGCCGCAGUCCCACCUCCUCCUCCUCCACCACCACCUCCAUUUGGUGGUAGACCUAGCAGCGGAGCAGUGCCGCCUCCACCACCACCCCCACCUCCUUUUGGAGGUCGUCCUGCUAGUGGUGCCCCUGCUCCUCCUCCUCCACCUCCACCUCCACCACCGUUUGGUGGACGUUCAAACAGUGGGGCUCCUCCGCCUCCCCCACCCCCUCCCUCCCGUCCUGGAGCACCUCCACCUCCAUCCCCUCCUCCACCACCCCCAGGAGGUGCUAGGCCAGCGGUUCCUCCUCCGCCCCCACCACCUGGGGGCAGAGGUCCGGGUGGUCCACCUCCACCUCCACCACCCCCGGGAGGCGCUAGGCCAGCGGGUGCUCCACCUCCGCCUCCACCACCAGGAGGUAAGGGUCCUGGUGGUCCGCCUCCUCCGCCACCACCAGGCGCAGGCAGAGGCAGAGGAGGUCCACCUGGCCCCCCGGCUCGAGCUCCUGCUCCAGUGGCCGCACCAGUAAUAAAGAAACCGGCACCCCUGAAACCCCUUCACUGGGUCAAGGUUACUCGCGCUUUACAAGGGAGUCUGUGGGCCGAUUAUCAGAAACAACAAGACUCUGCAAGAGCACCGGAUAUUGACAUGUCGGAAUUGGAGUUAUUGUUCUCAUCGGCGCCACCAGCCUCUAGUGCUGCAGCAGAGAAGCUAAAAAAGGCGGCUCCUAAACAAGAAAAAAUUCAUUUGGUUGACAUGAGAAGAGCCAACAAUUGCGAGAUCAUGUUGACGAAGGUCAAAGUUCCUUUGCCGGAAGUGAUAAGUGGAGUUCUUUCUUUGGACCCAUCUGUAUUGGAUACAGAUCAAGUGGAAAAUCUCAUUAAGUUCUGCCCAACGAAGGAGGAGAUGGAUAUGCUGAGAAACUUUGCUGGAGACAAGGAAACCCUCGGAAAAUGUGAACAGUUUUUUCUGGAAAUGAUGAGAGUUCCAAGAAUGGAAGCAAAGUUACGUGUGUUCUCGUUCAAGAUCCUUUUCAAUCAACAGAUUAGUGAGUUGCGGGAAAACCUGUUGGUUGUAAACAAUGCUUCCAGGCAGGUCAGAGAAUCUCUAAAGUUACGACGAGUUAUGCAAACCAUCCUGUCACUUGGCAAUGCCUUAAAUUCAGGAACUGCUAGAGGCUCUGCUAUUGGUUUCAAGUUGGACAGCCUUCUGAAACUUACAGACACUCGGGCUCGGAACAACAGAAUGACUCUUAUGCACUAUUUGUGCAAGGUCAUAGCUGAUAAGUUGCCAGAGCUUCUUGAUUUCGACAAGGAUUUACAAGAUCUGGAAGCAGCAACUAAGAUUCAAUUGAAGUCGUUGGCUGAAGAAAUGCAAGCAGUUAGCAAGGGUCUUGAGAAAGUCGAACAAGAAAUUGCUAUGUCAGAAAAUGACGGUCCUCCAUCUGCGGGUUUCCGGCAGGUAUCGAAGGACUUUCUUGUAACGGCAGAGUCAGAAGUUCGUGCAUUAGCUUCUCUGUACCUUGAAGUGGGCCGGAACGCAGACUCACUUGCUCAAUAUUUUGGAGAGGAUCCAGCAAGAUGUCCAUUUGAACAAGUUAUUUCCAUUCUGUUCAACUUCGUGAAAAUGUUCAAACGUUCAUACGAGGAGAAUACCAAGGCAGCAGAGAUGGAGAAGAAGAAAGCUGAGAAAGAUGCUAAAGACGCUGAAAGAGAGAGAAUCAGAUCUUCUCCGAAGGAGAUGGAUAGGAAGAGAUCGAUGCAAGACAGGAAGGAGGCUGACGCAAGAUUUUCUCCAUUGAGAUCUAGGAUUGGAUAGGGCCUUCAAGUCACUUAUCUCUGGGGAACUUCAACAAACAUCUACCUCCGCGGAGGCUAUUCUCUAUUACUCCCUUCAGCGUGAUCACUUCAAGAGUAUAGUACCGCCCCGAAUCACAUUGUUGUAAUGGCUUCUGGCUGUGUACAAUCGACCUCCUCAAUAUUUUGGGUCCAUAUCUGCCCUUUCAUCGGGUGCUCAGUAUGUUGAAGUUUCUUUCGUACCAUGGAGGAUACGGUUUCUGGAGUGACAUCUUUUCGAAGCUUUUGAGGACUCGAGCAUUUGGAACCUUGUGGUGAUCAACAGAGAGGGGACCCUUGAUGGAUAUCAGUGUCAGUAUGGGGCAAUGAAUGCUCCCAAUAGCCAUGAUGGUAAUGUGCCUUUCAAGGGUGGCACAGGUAGGGUAACUUGUUCAAUAUUGUACCGUGAACACAGAAAGUCCUGUGGAUGGAGGUUAUGGAUAAACGUUUCCUUCGUACAGUGACUUUGAGGACCGAUCAGCUUAUGGAUAUCCCAGGCUGGAGUUGUUGCGUGCCUACAUGAGAUCCCCUUUUUCAAGGUGAUUUGUCCUGUAAAUGGGACUCUUUUCUGUGCUCAAUGUUUUUGGUGUAAACAUCAUUAUACUGCCCACUUAGUAUGUGGUGGUCUGCGGAGGUGCCUACACCAACUUCGGCCAAUCAACUUGCAAGAAAUAUGCUCAUUGAGUGCCUCCCUCUCGUGAAGCCCUCGAAGGUGGGAAAACCCAGAAGUUGUAAGCUGGAGACCGCAAUCAGCAGUUUAAGGAUGAAUAAAUCAGUCUGGCAUAAUAUUCACGAGUGGGAUAAUCAGGCACUUGGGACUUAAAAGUUUUCAACUUAACUAGCUGGCAGGCUGUUUACCAUUUUAAAUUCUGGAGCCCAGACUGAUUUUGUCUUAGCUUUAUUCUUUCCUGUAAAAAACUGGAUUGAUCUCUCCUUGUGAGUGAAGUCCACUUUCCACCACGGGGAAAAUUGGGAGGAUCGCCCGAUGUGAAAGUAUUGUUAUCAAAUAUAAAUUUUAUAUGUCUCGGAUGCACUGCAGUGUAAUUGGCCCUCGGCGUAUGCGGGCCCUACAA
This is a messenger RNA of Physcomitrium patens, 5751 nucleotides long. RefSeq names its product formin-like protein 14. NCBI's taxonomy places the organism in Eukaryota, Viridiplantae, Streptophyta, Bryopsida, Funariales, Funariaceae. The record is from RefSeq and is a predicted model, not a curated record.